This is a messenger RNA of Mycena indigotica, 1470 nucleotides long. RefSeq lists its product as uncharacterized. The record is from RefSeq and is a predicted model, not a curated record. Gene Ontology annotation, molecular function: protein binding. NCBI's taxonomy places the organism in Eukaryota, Fungi, Basidiomycota, Agaricomycetes, Agaricales, Mycenaceae. The coding region runs from base 1 to 1470 and encodes 489 amino acids. The transcript is spliced from 4 exons.
AUGCCCUUCUCUGCCCUUGACGAAGACAUAAUCCCACUUAUUCUCGCUUUCUGUGACGUUCGGCGUGUUCUUCGAAUAGGAAGGACCUGUAAACUCCUCAGAGCGGUCAGUCGGAAACGCACUGUGUGGCAAGCUCUUCUUGAAGAUCUCGCGUUUCGGUGUGUGCUACAUGCACUCCCAGAAGAUAUUCUCCACAAUGCUACAACGGACUAUCUGUACAAUGAAGUGAAACGGGCCGUUUGUGGGCCUGAUACCUGGCUGCCAGAUUCUUUUCGCCCUCCCACGGUUCUCCGCACGAGUAUAUUCACAUUUCCUCAGGUCCCCUCCUCUUUGCAGUUUGUGCGACUGCUCCCGGGAGGCCGGUACUUUGUGUUAAUGCGAGACCAUUUCUUGGAAAUAUGGUCUAUCCGGGGCUCUCAUUGCGUUUGGUCGCGAGACAUCACAUUCUCACGUGGAGGAGAUCUUGACAUGCAGGAGGGAGGGAGGGAAAUAGUGCUCUUAAUGUGCAUGACCCCGCAGACGGACGUGUUAGGCUGGGACUGGGUGCUUUCCAAAUUUAAUCUGGAAAAUGAAGAUGAAGAAAUUCUGUUUACCCACCCACCAUUCGGCUUCGAGCCAUUGGGCCUUCCGAUGGUUUCCGGCAACUUGAUUGCUGUGGCCAUCCGAACUUCCAAUCCGGUGCUUCUGCUCAUCGACUGGCGUUUUCGGAAAUAUGCUGCGUUUGAGGCUACUACCGAAAUGAUGUUUGCUACGCUAAGGUUUUACCUCACGCCAUUCCAUCUUGUACUCGUUCACAACUCGCCAACACCUCCCCACGGUCUCGCUGUCACCGUGUACUGUGUAUCGAGUCUACCAUCUUCAUGCUGGUUUCCGUUGGACGAUCUUACGAUGCAGAGGGUCUGCUUCUCCGUUGCUGUCCCAUUAGUCAGCAAAACCCUUUCUGUUGGGGGACAACCGGUUGUCAAUGCAGAAGAAGUAUCGCUGGGCUUUUAUCAGAGUCCUCUAGUACAAGGGGAACAAAUCGGGAAACUAUAUGUCUCACAGACCGAAACACUGCCUCCCAGUUUCUGGAGGACUAUACUCAAUAGGAUCUCUCGUCGGCGCACAACAUUUCACCCCAAGACUACCCACCGCGCCACGGCAUUUACAUUUGUCUUGUCACCUCCAAAUCCAACUUCGUCAGCUGGAGGCUUUCGAAUAAUAUCUAUGCUUGCGGCAGUCUCCCGAUUAGCAGACGUGGCAAUGUCGCUUGCAGGCUACAUUGGCCUACAAACCGCCUCCGACCUCUCUGAGCCGGGCGUUGUGGUCGAUGUCCAGCUGAAGCGCCAAGGCGUCAAGCGCAAGAAACGGGAAGUGCCAAUCCAGUCUGGAACUUCUCGGGACAACUGGAACAUCGCUUCGAUUGCGCAAACAAGUGCGGCAAUUGUUUGGCAUCGCGAUGCGAAGCUGAAGGUCGUCUAUUAUCGUUGA